Molecule: messenger RNA, 870 nt
Organism: Aplysia californica (California sea hare)
Lineage: Eukaryota; Metazoa; Mollusca; Gastropoda; Aplysiida; Aplysiidae
Source: RefSeq, a predicted model, not a curated record
CCGGUCCCUAUCUCACCCCCUCCUCCCCCCGACUUCUAACCCCAAAUAAUGUUCUAGAUCUAAUUCACUUCAUGAUGCACUCGGUGCUCGGCUAACAAGGCUCGCAAAUCGCUACUCCGCUCAUUACGACCUGUCGAGUCGUCGAGUGCACGAGUUUGCCUAAUUGUUUUGUUCUCUUGUUCUUCUCUCGCGUGUUGCAUUCUGCGCCGCUUGGUGAUGAAGAUGGCGACUACAACUGUGGAACGGCUAUUGGCAGGGGUCGUCUCGCUGAUCAUGGCUGCCACCAUUUUGGAGGAGUUCACCGGUCACAUCAGGGGCGUGUCGCAGGCGUCUGUCAUCAAUAGCAAACCACGCCCCAUUCGGAUCCCGGUGAAUCCAGCUGGCCCCCAGAGUCUUCACGACAUUCAGUACGCCCACCAUAUUUCAGCGCGUGUCCAUCACCGCCGUGGCUCCUCCCCUCGAGCAGAAAAGGCCCUUUCAUUGGUCCCCAAUGAAGACAAACUAUUUAUAGAAAACAUCCCUAUUGACAGCUACUCCGCUAAAGGACCAAAACGCCUACUCUCACGCCCACCUUCAACCAACUUUUUACGCCCAGGCCUUAAAGAUUUAAGCCUGAAAGCUUCUUCUGAGUACCCAAACUUCUUCAGAAACUCAUCCGCUCCUGACAGAGGCAAGUUCGGUCGCUUAUACAGUAAGGGUAUUUCACAGCGGAAGUCGGAGAGACAGCAGCUCCUCCUGACUGGCGGGAAACAUCAAAGGGACAGGGUGUACGUGCGGCCAAUGAGGAGGAAGAGGAGAAGGAGGAGUAAGCGAAUGGCGGGGUUUGACCAGGAGGACACGAGGAUACCCCCGGAGUACGGACUUGUUGUG